CAAAAAUUUUUAUCAUUUUGUCACUAUAAUCGAUAUUGUUCUUUCGACUGUUAUAUGCUUCAUUGUAAUCAAUAUGCAAGUUAUUCCUGGAAGACGGAAGGAGACAUUUAUUUAUAUAUAUGAUGAUUAUGUAUACAAUGUAGACUGUCGCUAUGAUAAUAUUUUUCGAUGUAACACACGUCGAACGACGAAAUGUCGAGCAAUCCGAAUGUAGCGCAGUAUUUGAGUUUUCCGUCUAUAAGAUGUAGUAUGCAUCGUGAACGUAUAAAAAGCAGACCACCCAUACCUGAUACAUUGGCAUCAUUACGUAACAUUUUGGAACACUGUGACAUAAUAAAAAAUGUAUAUAAGGGAAGCUUAAUUACAGAUAAUGAAAAAACUGCAAUAAUUUUAUCCAGCAAUUCUUUACUAGAAGCUUUAUCGUCCGCAACUGAAAUCUAUGUCGAUGGAACAUUUUCUGUUCUCCCACGUAUGCCUCAUGUGGCACAACUCUAUUCUGUACAUAUACGAUAUAUGAAUACAGGCAUUGGAACAUUAUUUAUAUUAUGUGAUGUACGUACAACUACUAUGUAUGAUGCUUUAUGGGAGAAAAUUAUACAGAUGGUACCACAACUUAAAGAAAACGUUAAGUUUAUAAUGAGCGAUUUUGAAAUGGCUGCAGUAAAAUCGCUUAGUACAAAAUUUCCCAGAGCAAAGUUAACUGGAUGUUGGUUCCAUUUCAAUCAGGCUGUGUUACGACAAUGGCGAAAACUACGCCUUUCAAAUGCUCCAAAAACUAUACUUUCCAUGACAAUGACAUUGCCUUUGUUACGGUCAGAUAUGUUUCAAGAAGCUAUGUCUAUUAUACAAAUCGAAGCUGAUAUCUUUUCUUGCGAAUAUCCAGAUAUUUUACAAUUUACAUCCUAUUUGAGGCGUACCUGGUCAAAUAUGGCAUCAAGAAUUAGUACCUAUGAUUGUCCUAUACGUACUAAUAACAUAGUAGAAAGUUUUCAUAAUAUUGCGGCACAAAAGCUCGGCACGAGAAAUAUUAAUAUUUGGACGUUUCUAGAAAAAUUAGCAGAUUUGAUUACUGAUCAAGAACUGGAUUUUCGUCGUUUAAGAAAUAAUGUUAGACCUCGAUGAAGCCAUACACGGACAAAUAGAGAACGCGAUAUUAAAAUUAUUAAUGCACAAAGAGAUCUGAUUAAUAAAAGGUUGUCAGUAGAAGAAUUUUUAUUGAUGUUUACUAAAACUAUUAAUAUCGAAGGAAUAGAACAAACAAUGUCAU
Mycetomoellerius zeteki is the source of this 1267-nucleotide messenger RNA. RefSeq lists its product as uncharacterized. The transcript has 8 exons. NCBI's taxonomy places the organism in Eukaryota, Metazoa, Arthropoda, Insecta, Hymenoptera, Formicidae. The coding region runs from base 193 to 1122 and encodes 309 amino acids. The record is from RefSeq and is a predicted model, not a curated record.